AUGAAAGUGCAUAGGUCCUACUGGCUAGUGGCUACUAACCUGAACCUGACCUACCUGAGAGCGAAUGUGUGUUACUGUGUUCUGAAACAAGAAAGAUUGUAAAAGAAGAAAGCAUUUUGGAUAGGUGAAUAAAUAAAGGAACCUUACCAAACGUAGGAAUAUAUUUCAUUUUAUACGAAGAUCUAAGGGAUAAAAUCAGUUUGCGUGUACAAUAUCUGAAGGCUAAAAUUGGCUGUAACUUGAUCAACGUCUUCAUCCGCGAAGUUUUUGCUACUUUUGGUGUAAAGUGUUAGACAUUAGCAAAUAAAGCAGGAAACAUUUUCGCUACGAUGUGCUGCCGAAUCAAGUUCUCAACAUGUGUUUAGAUCUGAGUUAGUAUGUCGUAGUAAAUGAGGAGUCUUGGCAGACAGGGGAUGACACCUUGUGGGCCAGUUAGGUGUACAGUGACACUUGCAUAUUAUAAGGACCUCCUUGGGCAAUAAGUGAUUCCAGCAUUGCAAGAAAGCAAUGAUGUCCACACCACUAUUUUCGUGCAAGAUGGGGAGACACCAUAUAUUGCUUGGCAGAGUUGGUGUUGAUGUCCACAAUUAAAAUUCAAUGGAAGUUCUGAAAAUCCAUGAACAUCCUAAUCUGGUAGAAGAGUGUUGCAGUCUGAUAAAUAUGGAAUGGCCGAGGAGUAAGACAGCAAGGUUACGCACUCUUCAGCAGUCUUCCGACAGCCUGCCAAUGUCUUUAGUAUUGGUAAAAGAUCAACAUGUAAUUGGCCAUAGCAAACUGACACCUUUACCAGCAGAACCAAAUGCAUGCUUUGUGGAAUCUGUUGUUAUUCAUCCAUCGUAUCGCAAACAAGGUCUCGGCAAGGCACUCAUGAAUGCAUCAGAGAAUGAAGCUCAAAAGCUCGGUCUUCAUACAGUCUAUUUAUCAACUAUCGACCAACAAGGUUUCUACCUGAAACUUGGAUACACAGAAUGUGCUCCAGUUUCAGUUUAUGGCUGUCCUAUAGCAAAGUGGAAUUCAUCACAUACUAUGGUCCACAACAACAUGCUCAGUGACCUAGAACUGCAAAACGAAGUUUCACCAUUAGACAGCAGAACUCUAACAAAAGAUACUGUGCCACUACAGCAUGAAGCUACUUCACUACUGCCAUGUCAACUACCGCCCCCUACUCCUCCUCCUCCUCCUCCUCCUCCUCCACCACCACCACCACCACCACCACCACCACAGUCAUUACCUUUGGCACCGACACAGAAACAAAGAAAGACUUUUAUGAAAAAAGUACUUUAAUAUGUGUUACAAUAAGAAACUUAAAAUGUUUAUUGUGAGGUCCAGGUAUACAUGACAACAUACAAUAAUUUACUAUUUUUACAAAUCUUGUAUUUUCAUAAUGUUAAAGCACUGCUGAUGCAGAUCUCCAUGCUAUUCUGUCCUGUGCGAGCCUCUUCAUCUCCAAAUAACUGUUGCAACUAACAUCCUUCUGAAUCUGCUUACUGUAUACAUCUUUUGGUCUCCUCCUACU
Messenger RNA from Schistocerca americana (American grasshopper), 1516 nucleotides. Its product is annotated as N-alpha-acetyltransferase 80-like. The record is from RefSeq and is a predicted model, not a curated record. Gene Ontology annotation, biological process: protein acetylation. Gene Ontology annotation, molecular function: N-acetyltransferase activity; acetyl-CoA binding. Bases 598 to 1284 code for a protein of 228 amino acids. The transcript is spliced from 7 exons. Gene Ontology annotation, cellular component: cytoplasm. Lineage: Eukaryota; Metazoa; Arthropoda; Insecta; Orthoptera; Acrididae.